AUGCAUAAAGUUUUUCUUAAACAUGGUAUGGCUUUUGUACCUGAAAAAGAAUUAGCUGGAUUAUGUUUUGGUUACUUCAAGGAAAAUUUAGCAGCAGGUUUAGAAUCCAUACCAAUAGUUGCAGAAGAUGCAAUAAAUGAUCCUAGAAUCAAUAAAAUCUUUAACAUGUUAACUGAGUAUAUCGAAUCUGAAAAAGAAAUAAUGAAAAAAUACAAUGGCCCAUCGUUAUCAGAAUUGGACGAUGUGUCAAAAAAAUCUUAUCCGUUAUGUAUGAGAAUAAUUCAUGAAAUAUUAAGAAGAGAUCAUCAUCUUAAACAUGGAGAACGUAAACAGUACAGUUUAUUCUUAAAAAGUAUUGGAGUUACUGCAGAUGAUGCUAUGGAACUUUGGAAAGAAGAAUUUACAAAAAAAAUAAGUGAAACAACAUUUGAAAGAGAAUAUGGAUAUCGAUUAAGACAUAUAUAUGGUGAAGGAAAUAUACAGAAAACUUACAGUAGUUAUAAAUGUUCAAGUAUUAUCAAUUUUAAUAUAAAACCAACAGAAUCUUAUGGUUGUCCAUUUAAGCAUCUAACAGAUGCAUUACUUACAGAAAAAUUAAAUGAGUACAAAUUUGUACCUGGAGAUAUUGAAGAUAUCAUUACAAAUAUAUGGCGCAGUUUAGCGUCACUUCUGUGCUCUCAUCAUAAUCCUAAGAUAGCACAAGAGACCCAAGUGAGAUCAUGUUAUCGUAUGUUCGCCGUUAUUCAUCUGCCUAAAGUACCGACGAUCUUCAAGCCAAGCCCUUGUGACCUUUCCGUAGUCCGUGGUGACCUUCAAACGAAUUUGAGCGUGGAAAUCUGCGGCUCGUCGUCUAUCUGA
This is a messenger RNA of Vespula vulgaris, 858 nucleotides long. Its product is annotated as DNA primase large subunit-like. Gene Ontology annotation, biological process: DNA replication, synthesis of primer. Gene Ontology annotation, cellular component: alpha DNA polymerase:primase complex. The record is from RefSeq and is a predicted model, not a curated record. The transcript is spliced from 4 exons. Bases 1 to 858 code for a protein of 285 amino acids. NCBI's taxonomy places the organism in Eukaryota, Metazoa, Arthropoda, Insecta, Hymenoptera, Vespidae.